Messenger RNA from Aspergillus thermomutatus, 1011 nucleotides. Its product is annotated as Rag GTPase GTR1. The coding region runs from base 1 to 1011 and encodes 336 amino acids. Gene Ontology annotation, biological process: cellular response to starvation; cellular response to amino acid stimulus; regulation of autophagy. Lineage: Eukaryota; Fungi; Ascomycota; Eurotiomycetes; Eurotiales; Aspergillaceae. Gene Ontology annotation, cellular component: nucleus; fungal-type vacuole membrane; Gtr1-Gtr2 GTPase complex. Gene Ontology annotation, molecular function: GTP binding; GTPase activity. The record is from RefSeq and is a predicted model, not a curated record. The transcript is spliced from 2 exons.
AUGGAUCAACGUAAGAAGAAGAGAAAGGUGCUUUUGAUGGGGAAGAGUGGCUCGGGGAAGUCGUCUAUGCGUUCCAUCAUAUUCAGCAAUUAUGUUGCGAAGGAUGUACGGCGGCUUGGGGCUACGAUUGAUGUGGAGCACAGCCAUGUCAAGUUCAUGGGAAAUUUGACGCUGAAUCUCUGGGAUUGUGGCGGGCAGGAUGCGUUUAUGGAGACCUAUCUCGCCUCUCAGCGAGGGAACAUCUUCUCUGACGUCGCGGUCUUGAUCUAUGUGUUCGACAUUGAGUCGCGGGAGGUCGAACGCGACCUCGACACAUACAACGCCAUCAUCGGUGCCCUGAAAGAAUACAGUCCCAAUGCACACGUUUUCUGCCUAGUACACAAGAUGGACCUCAUCCAGGCCGAGCACCGCCAGCGCAUCUACGAGGAACGCUCGGCGCUGAUCCGAAACCGCUCGGAACAGUUCGCAAUCGAUACCUUUGGCAGCAGCAUCUGGGACCAGUCGCUCUACAAGGCAUGGGCAGGGAUCGUUCACAAGCUCAUCCCUAACCUGACCGUCAUCGAACGGUUUCUCAACGCGUUCGCGAAGAGAGUCGAUGCGGAGGAGGUCAUCCUCUUUGAGCGCUCGACUUUCCUAACCGUGACCUCCGUCUCGUCCGAGAUCGGCGACAUGAAUCCCAUCUACGAUCGGCACGAGCGUCUCUCAAAUAUCAUGAAGGCUUUCAAGCACUGCGCUGCCCGUAAUACGCACACGACACCAGCCACAGCCGGCUUUCUGGUCAUGCACACCAAGACCCCGCAGUUCAACAUCUUCCUUGGUCGCUUCACCGACAACACAUAUAUCUUCAUGGUUGUCCCGCCAGGCGAAGCAGCGUACAACUGCGCCGUCCUGAAUACCAUGUUGGCCCGGGAAGGCUUCUCCAAGGCCGCGGCGGCAGGCUACGGGGACGGGUUCCCGCUUCCAGCAUCGGACUCUCCAGAGGCGAGAGUGACCAAUGGUGUCACUGCUUGA